This is a messenger RNA of Candidula unifasciata, 456 nucleotides long. The record is from the annotation of a GenBank genome assembly. Lineage: Eukaryota; Metazoa; Mollusca; Gastropoda; Stylommatophora; Geomitridae.
AUGAACCGGCCAAUUUCCCAUGCUAUCGCAUACCAGAAGCGGAACCAAACUACCCAUAUAUGGACAGACAGCAGUCAGCUGAUGAGCCGAAGUUUACCGACCAGUAGUUUCUUGCAUCGAAGCUAUGGUUCUUCUGCUGCUUCUUCCCCAAGAUCCUCUCGUGACACCAGCUCCGAAAAGACUUCACCAGCUGGAAAACCAACUAGAACCAGACCUAGCUCCUCAUAUUCUUAUGAUGGCGGCUUCUUUGUGGGCGCACAUACUGGCCAGGCUGAGUAUUUCGUUAUUCACCCUGACUGGGUAUCCGAGGCGAUUACGUUGAAGAAGUAUCUAAACGAGACGGAGAAAAACGGUCCGCCUCUUAAACAAGCUGUCAGUUUAAAAGGACCAACUUUGCAAGGCAGGAGAUGCUUAAGCGCUCCACCAAAACACCGCAACCCGAUCACCUGGAAAUAG